UGUUCCGAUCAUUCGGAAUGGAAAAAUUGGUGUUCCGAUCCAAAAAAAAUCCGACAAAAAUUAAUUAAUUUUCCCCAAAAAUCUCUUUAAAAAAUGAGAUUCUUCCAAUUCGUGACAGUCUUUAUCCUCGUCGCAUCUUCAAAGUUCAUUGGAAACGUCAAAUCCGAAUUUUCUGAUCUUGGUUGGCUCAAUAUUCAGCUUUUCCAUGCCUUGCAAGGAGAUGACUUCACGUUACGCGGCAAUAUCACAGUUACCAACUUGAACACAGGCUCCUUAAACAUCAAUCAAGAGCCGCUGAACGAAAAUGAGAAACUCGCAUUGAAAUCUCUCGCUGAAAACAACAAACUGUACAGACUAAAGGCGACAAUUGUCGGUUCCGAUGGUCAAAAAUACACUUAUUUGACGUCAUCUCGCGCUUGUUCCCUCGUCAGAUCGCAACUUUUGGACACAAUUUGGAUCUCCGUGGAUCAUGCGGGCUUCGUACUUGGCGUUUCUCAGACAAUUCCGUCGUCGCGCAAGGGAGACGAAUGCGGAAAAAUCUCCGCAAGUGACUUGGAUGCCUUGGAAGAGUUCAACACGGACGUUUAUGUGAAGCAUAUUGAGGUAGCGCCAGUUCCCGAUACCGCGACAUUCAUCCAAAAGAUGGAAAUGGAACGUCAGGCACGCGAACGAGGCGAUUUGAAGGACAAUCGGGGAUUUUUCGCGAAAUAUUGGAUGUAUAUUGUACCCGUGGCGAUCUUAGUUUUAAUUUCGGGCGUCACAAAUCCCGAAAAUCAACAAGGAGGCGGCGGUGCACGAUAAAUUUACGAGUGUUUCUAGCGUUUAUUAAAGACUAUUUAGCUAAAUUGCGUGAAAAAUUAA
This is a messenger RNA of Culicoides brevitarsis, 861 nucleotides long. It is a transcript of the gene EMC10, whose product is annotated as ER membrane protein complex subunit 10. Gene Ontology annotation, cellular component: EMC complex. Bases 94 to 801 code for a protein of 235 amino acids. Lineage: Eukaryota; Metazoa; Arthropoda; Insecta; Diptera; Ceratopogonidae. The transcript has 2 exons. The record is from RefSeq and is a predicted model, not a curated record.